GUAGUUCGCGGCGCGCUGCCUGUAGGCUGGGCCGGGCCGGUCAGGGAGGCGGACUGCGUUUCCCGGCGUGCCCGUGGGGGGGUGGCAUGGCGGAGAAGGAUGACACCGGAGUUUGACGAAGAAGUGGUGUUUGAGAACUCUCCUCUUUACCAGUAUUUGCAGGAUUUGGGACAUACCGAUUUUGAAGUAUGUUCAGCUGUGUCACAAAAGACAGAACAAUGCACAGCAGAGGAGGGACAACAAGGACAGACUUCCCAGACCACCCAGGAACAAGGCACCCUCUCAAAACUAGCUGAACUCUUUAGAAGCUGGUUUCCUUUUUCACCAUGUAAGAAAAAAGAUGACAUACUCUACCGACUGGAUGUUGGAUUUCGACUUGAUGCACUCCGGACUAUCCUGCAACAGGAAGUUCUGCUACAGGAGGAUGUGGAACUAAUUGAGCUGCUCGACCCCAGUAUCCUGUCUGGAGGGCAGAGCAAGCAACAGGAAAAUGGACACCUUCCAACUCUACGCUCCCUAGCAACUCCUAAUAUUUGGGAUGUCUCAUUGCUGCUUGCCUUUGUCAGUGCAUUUAUUGUGCUUCCUUCUUGGUGGAGUUCAUCAUUUUGGCUGGUGUGGGGACUCAUUCUUUCAGUCUAUAUGUUCAUACGAGUGUGGGGCACUUGGAGGACAGCGAAACUACAAAUGUCCCUGCGAAAAUACAGUCUCCAGCUGGAAGAGACAGUGGCAAACAGCCGAGCUUUCACUAAUCUUGUGAGAAAAGCUCUGCGACUCAUUCAGGAGACUGAAGUUAUUUCCAGAGGAUUUACCCUUUUGCUUGACAGGGUCAGUGCUGCUUGCCCAUUUAAUAAAGCUGGACAGCAUCCUAGUCAGCAUCUCAUUGGUCUUCGGAAAGCUGUUUACAGAUCUGUCAGAGCGAACUUCCGAGCUUCAAGACUGGCUACUCUGUACAUGCUGAAAAACUACCCUCUAAACUCAGAGAGUGACAAUGUGACCAACUACAUCUGUGUAGUUCCUUUUAAAGAGCUGGGUCUUGGACUGAGUGAAGAGCAGGUGUCUGAAGAGGAGGCGCACAACCUCACAGAUGGCUUCAGCCUGCCUGCACUCAAGGUUCUGUUUCAGCUCUGGGUAGGACAGAGUUCAGAAUUCUUCAGACGACUAGUACUGCUGCUGUCUUCAACUAAUGCAUCCCCUAAGCCCUUGAUCACCCCAGAACGUUUGCCUCAUCAUAUUUUGUCUGAUGUGACUCAAGGUCUACCUCACACUCAUGCUGCCUGCUUACAAGAGCUUAAGCGAAGCUAUGAAUUUUAUCGGUACUUUGAAACACAGCAUCAGUCUGGAUUGGAACGUUCAACCAAAAGGAAACAAAAGUCAAGAGAGCUGAACAGCCUUCAUAUAGCAGUGCGCAGUUUGCAGCUUCAUCUCAAGGCCCUGCUAAAUGAGGUAAUAAUUCUUGAGGAUGAACUUGAAAAACUCAUUAGCUCUAAGGAGACACAAGAACUACCAACAGAGGCAUAUCAAGUUCUUGAACAAAAACUAAAAUUGAUUCAGCCACACAUCCAAGCGAGCAACAGCUGCUGGGAAGAGGCCAUUUCUCAGGUGGAAAAAAUUGGUCGAAGAAACCCAGACAUAAAAGGUAAACCCGAAGUAUCUUUUGAUAACACACACUGUACCAUGCUACCUUUACUACACUCCACCCUGCACAUAGAGGACAAAGACCCAGUCCCUGAAGAGCAGGAAUUGGAAGCGUAUGUUGAAGAUACAGAUAUGGACAGUGAAUACAGAACAGAUGACUUUUACUGCUUUUCCCAAGAAGAGAGGGAGAGACAAAGACAUGAGAGGGAAGAGUCUAAAAGAGUAUUACAAGAACUGAAAUCUGUGUUGGGUUUUAAGGCUUCAGAGGCAGAAAGGCAAAAAUGGAAGCAGCUGCUAUUUAGUGACCAUGCUGCGGUGAAACCCUUGUCUCCUGUAGAACCAGUGGAACCCAUAAAUAAUCUGGAAUCACCUAUGAAUUCAGAUAUAGGAAAACAGGAUGGCAUCCAAGGUAGUGAUGAUUCUGAAGAAAGAGACUCAAAUCCAAAACCACAUGCCACUGAGAAAAGGAGGACUGAAUAUUUGUUUGAAGAUCCAUUAAUGGUUGAAAACAAAGACAUUACUCCUGGGGAAGGUGCAUCUCCAGUGGCUGAAAAAAGAACACGUUAUCAGUGCGAAGGUGAAGGUGAAGAAUCCAUAGUACCCAUUGUGGAUGGACUGGAGACUUCACAGACACCUCUGAGAGAUGCAUUACAAUCCUCCAUCAAACAUAGGUUGGCUCAGCUCCAUAUAUCAACAGAUUUCAACUUUACAUCUGGUCUAGCUGCACAGGUUGCUGCCAGAUCACUUACUUUUACUACAAUGCAAGAACAGACUUUUGGAGAUGAGGAGGAGGCAGAAGAAGAGAUGCAGGACAGUGAAAAUCAUAUGCAAGAGAACAAUGAUGAAGGCACUGUCUCUGAAAAUGGAGAAGUGUUCUAAGUCCCUGAUGAACUUGGUUAAACAAUGCAUUGCCUACUUGAAUUCCAUAAAAAGCAGGUGUUGGGAAUAGCCAAGGCUUGGGCUUAGAUAAAAACAUGCCAGCUGGAAGAAACAUAUUACAUUUCUGUCUCUGUACUGUUCCCUGUAUUUGACACACUCAGUAGGGUUUGCCAAGUACUUUGAUGAUAUGCAGGUAAGCUAAGGAGUUACAGAGUGUGGACCCAAAGAAUAGUUGUGUAUCUCCUCCUGAUGAUACUAAUGGGUUUUGGAACAUAAAUAUUUUAUGUUUAUUUAUUUAUAUGAUUCUUUUUUUUCCUAAAACAAAGAGAACAUUCUCACUUUCAUUUUUAGCAGAAUCCAUUUUUCAUUUCAUGAUUUUACUUGUCAUAGCAUCAUCAGUUAUAACAGAAAUAGUCAAAGUGAUUCUGUCUGAAGAACAUAAACGGUAAUGUGUGAUCCUCCCCACCACCUUUCCUUCAUCUUUAUUGUCUUCUGUAUUUGGGUUAGCUAUCUUAGGUAUUUGUAACUUCAUGACUAAGAAUGCUCCCAAAGCUAAAUUUUAAAUAAAAACAUGAAAAACCUAAUAAUGUAUAUGUCCUGGGAUAUUGGGCUAAAGUAGUAUGAAGUUAGCUGCAUAUCAGAUAAAGAUUCCAAAUAUAGUUCAUAAAGGGUGAAUAGAUGAUUGAUAAGAGUUUAUAAUUGCAUUAUAGAAAGUUUUAGUAUGUGUUAUAGAAAGUUAUAAACACAUUAGUAGAAAGUACUAUAGAUGGUUAGAAGUAGCUUGUUGGACUUGAUUAGCAGUUGAUUAUUGAUUUAUUAAAACACCUAUUAAUUGUUCAUUGGCCCUUUGUAAAUUGAAUCUUAAUAUAAUGUUUAACUUACAUUAUUUGCACAGGGUUACAAAACACAGUGCUGUAUAUGUUUUGUUGUACAUCUCUAUCCAUGUCCUGGAGUAAAUUCUUAGGCUAAGUUAAAUGAGUAGUUUCUUUAAAGUUAUACAGUCAUUUUGUUUAGGUGUCAUAGCUGCUGUUUUCUAAUGUUGUUUCACUUUUCUUUUGAUAACAUCUAUAACGUGUUUUGAUAAAGAAAUCAGCAGAGACCAUGAACUUAUUCCAUUCUAGUUAAGCUGUAUCUUGUAACCCAGUUGAAAUCUAAACUGAAACAUUCAAUAUAGGCCUGUAUUAGUUCUUUGAUGUGAAAAGUAGCUCUGCCCUGGAAAAAGGCACCCCUCUAGAGAAGGGGGGAGAGUCAUGGUUUCAGUGGGUGCUUUGAUACAGCUCUCUGAUGCAUCUCCCACGUAAGGGUUCCAUGGCUCUGAGUGAUAGAUUUCCAAUCAGAAAUCACGCCAUUAACAGCUCUUGUUAAUUCUUCUCUACACUGGUUGACAGCUUGUGGUAGGAGUAUGAAGCAGUAUAGACUCAAAGGCAGCACCAUUUCUGAGGGUAUUGUGCUGCCACAAUGGAAGGGGGAGACAAGGGAACUCAAUGAAUGCCUCUGUUCCUGAAACAGAACUUCUUGACCAUUAUGUGGCAAGACAAAUCCUGUCAUGCAGCAUUUCUCCUACUUAGGUAGUGAUUAGGAGAAAAGACUGUGAAUAUAAAUAUAUGACAUUUCACAACCCCUAAAUAAGGAUAAUAUAAAUAGAGGGAGCAUGUGGGUUUGAAUUAUUGUUUGCACAAUAUAAAUUCUGUUUUCUUCCUGGUUUUGUACUUCUCUUGCACAAAGACUGUGGGAGGAGAACGUAUUAACAUGUUUCAUUAGCCCGUGAUUCUGUUUUCUAUGCCCUUAUGUAUAUGUAGAUAGGUAGAUGUUAUGUAGAAUGAAUUGUACCUGGGGAGGACUUGCAGAAAUGUGGUAUUUGUUCAACUAUGAUGUAUGCAGCAGCCAAGCAUCCUGUCAGGUAGUAGAGUUUGUUCUACUCAAGGCCAGAGAGAUCUACUGAGAAAAUGGAGUUCUUGAUAUAAUUUUCAAUAUGAUGGUUCUUUAGAACACCUGAAUAGAUAGAGUUGGGAGAUUGUCAGUGCUAAUUAACAAGGUGUCUUCCUUGUCCUUGACUUAAGAACCUUGACUUCACCAAGUGCCCUGUUUUUUUGUUUUUAGCUAGUUUGUUAUAUUAUCUAGUUUUAUUUUGUAACUGACUUUAUCCCACCAAUGCACCACCAGCAUUUUGUCACCUGCUGCAUAUCUCAGUGUUAUUUUUUCCCAAAUUUGAAUCAUGGGAUCCAAUAUCCUUCAAAUUGACUGUAAGCUGUUGUGAUUUGAUUUUUGCAAAAUUUUCUGUGGUUUGAUUUGUCACUAUUCUCAGAUGAUGUGAAUGGGAGCUAGAGAUGCUUAGCCCUACAGCAAAAGUAGACCCAAAUCUCUAUAUGGAGGCAGUAGCUUUUACAUUGUCUUUGUUGCAAGCCUGGCAAACAACCCAAAGAAUAAACAAUUGCUGGUCAUUUGGUGUUAGCAGUAUGUGAGAGAAAAUAAUGGAUCUUUGGAGCUAGUCAUUUUAGAUGUUUUUUUCCUUCAAACAGAUAUGUUUUGUGUGAGCAAAUGAACUGGCUAUUAAAUACAAAUAAAAUUGACAAACUUUACAUGUUCUUGAAAAUAACACAUUCUUUUUCUGUGUGGCUGCCCAUUUCUCACAUUGCAUCCAUUUAGGAUUCCAUACAAAGCCAACCUGUUGAAUAAUUUAUUUGAAUUGAUAUUGAUGUAAUUCCUCCCUGCAAAAGAAUCUUGUUAAAAAUCUACUUCAGAUAAAGAAUGGGAUUUAAUUUGAUAACCAGUUACUUUGAUAACUUUAUUUGAUUUGAUAACCAGUUUCCAGCUACAUAUAAAUAGACUCUGUUAUAAUCCAGAUUUCCUCAUGAUGAUGUCUGUGGAAAGAUCUGUGUGUCCAAGUGUAGUUUCAAAAAAUUUGCUAGGUGUCCUGUCCAUUUUCAUUUAUUUCUUUAGUUUAAAAAAAGCAUAUGAAAGAGUCUGCUGUAGAACUCAAGACCCAGGUUAAUAUAUUGUGACUGUUGAGGUACUGUGCCCCUGUGUCUUUUGGCUUAAGGAUUGGACAAUGAAAACUAUAUAAAAAAAGAGCUCUUACUUUUUAGGAUUUGUUUUUAACUUUAAAAUAUUUUAGCAUUAAUUUUACAUUGAAUAAUGAACCAAUGAUACAUAUUUGAAUAUGAGUAACCAUUUUAGUUGAUCACUUUGUAGAAUUGUAAAAGAGUGCAGUUAUGUACUAUUAAAUAAAGUCAAAGAUCUUUCUUUCCUCCCUGUCCUAACUAGUAGGAACCCUAAAGAGACAACUCACAACUCAUUUCCCUAAAUAGAAUUGCAGUCUGACACCACAUCUAAUUUAUGCCUUUACAUUUGCCAGGUACGUAAGCAAGUACAUAUUUGAAUACAGCUAGAUAUCUGUGUUAGAAAUAUUUCUUGCUAAAGAAUACUGUUUCCUUGAUUUCCAUAGCCCAAUAAUACAGCAAAAACCAUAGGCUAAUAGACGUAGGUUGAAUCCAUUACCGACAAUGCAUCUCCUUAAGUAGAACAGUAGAAUGCCUUUUCUAGUAUAUCAGUAAUAAACAAGAUCAGCAAUUGUCAAACUUUCUGUUGUUAUUACAUGAAUAAGAUAAUUACACUUCUGAUAGAUCGUGUCUAGUCCUUGUUCCAUCCUGAGAUCCAUAUCAAAAGAAAGGUUGGUGGACUAGGUCACUAUUAACUAGUUUUAUUGAUUUUCCAAACUGUGGCCUGAAUACCCUUUCUAUACCCAAAUCUUUUACUGGUUUCACUGAAAGUGGUAUGUGGAUGAGAACAGCAGAUUUGGGUCAUAGUCGUCUUAAUUUCUUAGCAAAUAUUAUAAAUAAGGGGUUGACAACCUUUCACUAACAGGCUUGAAUUAAUGCAGAUGGUGCAUCUGAUUACAUAAGGCACUGCUUACAAAAGCAUUGUAUCUAUGAUCUAGUUAGUUUGUAGGAAAAAAUAAUAUCACUUUUUGGCGAGCUUGUCAGCAGCAGUGUGGGAAUGCAGUACAGGGUGCUUGGGACAAAGCAGAAGUGGCAACUUUUGGUUCAGUCACAAAUGUCAAUGCGAACAUGCAGCUGCCAGCAGCAGCCACUUUCUUUGGUUCCCCUCCCCCACAAGUUGGCACCUAGGGUGGUUGCCCCUUUCAGCCCCCCUAGUUACACCACUACUUGCCAGGGUGGCUAAAAAUCUCUUUGCAGGGCAGAUCCAGCCCACGGAAUAUAGGUUGCUAUCCCCUGCACUAAAUCGCUAGCACUGGAGAAAUGUAGGCCUGGAAAGCUCCUCAGAAGUCAUCUGUUUCAUCCUCUUGCCCCAUCAAGUCUAUCUAAACCAUUCUGACAGAUGUUAUUUAAACUUAGGUAACCUUUUAAACUAGACUUGUAGAUAAAAUGUUUUCUUUACAUCUAAUCAGAAUUUUCUUUACAGUGAGGUUAUCCUACCCUCCUCAUUGCCCCUAGAGGACAAUUGAUCAUAUAUUGAAGACUAUUGUUAUAGCCCUUUCAGGUGUUUUCUUUUUGAAACUAAAGAAACAACUUGUGUGUCAACUUUUCCUCCUUUGUUGUUUCCUUAAACCUUACUGUGGCUCUUCUCAGGACUCUUUCCAAUUUGCCCACAUCUUUCUUGAAGUUUGCAGCCCAAAUCCAGACACAGUACUCCAGAGGAGGCUUUACCUGAUUCAAAUUCAACAGAAUAAUUUCUUCCCAUAAUGCUGAACUAUUACACAUUUUAUUUACUUCAGUUAGGACUAGAACCUAUUCACGUUCUUUAUGGCCAGCUGCUAAAAUGAUAGACUAAAAUAUUUUGUUUGGUGGGGAAACAUAUUGAGCAGAAUUUCUGUGCUAAAUGUUUUUCUUUGCUACACAAACAAGAAGUUAUUAAAACUUUGAUUAAUCUUCGAACAGUUGCCACCUGAUGUAAUCUAUACCAAACAUGCCAAACCACAUUUAUUUAAGUAAAAGCUGAACCCUGAAGAUCUCAGCUCUAAUCCUUGAUGCAACAUAUUUUGCAUGAUCAGUUACUAUACACAAGUUGAGUAUGUAACUUAAGUAGUAACAAACACAUGGGUAUCAAAGAUCAAAGCAAGCUCCAAGCUGCUAAUUUAAAAAAGAAUGCAUGGUGAUAUGCUUCAUCCUCAUUCACAAUUUUUAAUUUUCUCUUUGUUUUUAGGAUUGUGCUUUCAGUUUAAAUAUCCAAACAUCCACUUUGAUUUGAAUAAGUGCAGUGAAUCAGUAUGACACAUACAGUCUGAACAAAAGUGGCUGAUUUCUCAGGUGUUCUCUCUUGUCCUUCAUCCUGGCCUCUUUAAGUUACAGGAAGGUUUGUCAUAUUGUAACACUCUUACAAUAAGAGUAUACUGUGAGCUAGUGUUGCGCUCCCUGUUUGAAAUUGAUAUGAGACUCGGAGAUAAAUCUCUGGUACACAAGGAAGGAGGGAUUGCUUCUCUGUUCUAAAGCAAGUGGAUUCUUCAAACAUUGAAUGGGACCAAAUCGUGAAUACUUUCACCCCUACAAAAAUAGACAGAAUGUCAGACAACAAGAACAGAGAGGAAGUGCCCAUAAAAACAUUAACCGUUUUGGCAUGAGACUAUUUUCUCUUUCGUUUAAUAUUUUGAAGAGGUUGUAACUGUGAGUUUUAGUUAUCUGUGCAGAGCUUGACAGUUAGCCUUAUUAGUUUUUAAAGAAAUAUUUCAUAUUUCAAAUUCAAAGAAAAAACAUCUCUGGAAAAAACACUGGGUGACUUUUUAGUCUAAAAAUUGUUAUAUAUUCCACAUUUCUUACAAGUAUACAAGGCUUAAAAUGUGCCAGUUACUAUACAAACAUGAGAAUGAAAGGUCCUUUUCCUAAAGAAGCUUACUGCCUAGACAGACAGUGUGAUCAGUGGUGUCUAGGUGGCUAAUACCUUCAGACCUCUGUUUAUCAUCCCACAUGUAGUUAAUUCCACUUUCACUGUGUCUUCCCUCCCCCAGCCUCAUUUAUUUCCCCCUUUACUAGUUGUAAAAUACUUUAAACACUUUGGGAUAAAGACUAAUUUUUUAUAGGUAGGCACCAGAUCUAGCAAAAUGGAGGGCCCUGAUUAGGGCCUCAAGGUGCAACAAUGAAACAAAUGUAAAGUAUGUAAAGGACAGGGAAUAGGACUUAAACCAUGUGAAUGGUUGUAGUGAUGGUGGGAGGUGAUGAUCUGUCUUUUGAUUCCUUUAAUUAUUUUUGUUCUUCUCCUCUCCUUUAUUGCUUUGUUGUUGAGAGGAAGAAAGGACUGAAAUCGAAGGAACUUUAAGGAAAAAAUUGGAGGAGCAGAGUGUGGAUGUGUCAGACCAGAUUAGGGAAGGAAUUCCUUUUGCAAGGGCCUCAUGAAGGAUGCAGAGAUAAGCCAUUACUGAAAGGUGUGAUGAAUUACAUGGCUUGAAAGGAUUUUAUGUUUAGUUUCUAAAAGAAACACUGGCUACUUAUUUCCACCUUAAUUCAUAUUCUUGUUGAAUCCAUUCAUGUAUUCAGAGUGCAAGACCUUUGGAGCAAGCACCAUGCUGUUGUUUUAUGUUUGCUCAGCAUCUGACAUUCAUUGAAUCAAACAAUAAUACGCUUUACUAAUUCAGUAGGGACGUGCAAAAUGGGCUGUAUUCUAUUCAGAUUCAGGCCGAAUUGGGGACAGUGAUUCGAUUUGUUGAUUCAGAUCAUUGUCCCUGAUUUGAUUCGGCCAAAUCUGAACCUAAAGAUUCGAAGCUGAUUCAAAGAUUCAGCAAUUCAGCUAUAGACGCAGCUUUAAAUGUUUUUUCUACAUACCUCGAGGUACCAGCGCAGCUUGUGACUGGUGCAAUGCUGGGGCGGAUGGAGUGCCCCCCCCCAUGCUUGACGGUGAACUCGGAAGUGAACCGGAAGUACUUCUGGUCCACUUCUGGGUCUGCUGCCAAGCAUGUGAGCCCCGCCACGCUCCCCAACUUGGUGAUCAGCCGUGGGGGGACACCAGGUGCUCCCCCAGACCCAGGACGCACCAGUUGCCGAGCCGGGGGUUGGGGUGCGGGUGGGGACCCCAGCACACAACCCAGUGGACCCGGAAGUGGACCAAAAUUGCUUCUGGUCCACUUUCAGAUUUGCUGCUGAGCAUGCUGGGGAGCCCGCCAUAUUCCUGUGGGAUGUUCCAUCUCCCCUAGCAUCACAGCAUUCACAAACCACCUGGUACUUUGAGGUAUGUAGAAAAAACAUUCAAAGCUGUAUCUAUGGCUGAAUUGUUGAAUCUUCCUGAAUCUCUCCGAAUUGAUUUGAAGGGUUCCGAUUCAUUUCAGAGAGAUUAAAGGGUCUCCUGAUUUGAUUAGGAGAUUUGGCCAUCAAAUUGGGCUGAAUCUCCACUGAAUCGGAUCAGAGACCAAAGCUUCACACAGCCCUAUAAUUCAGCUCAAACCUGUAUCCUUUCUCUUUCCUGUUUUGCCUCCCUGACCAAUUUUAGCUUUCCUGGAGCAUAUGUAAUUCUUGUAAACUUUAUGUUACUAGAAGGAUUAAAUAAAAGUCCCUUAGUCACUGUGCUGUGCUUAUUUAUAAAUGUCUUAAGAUCCAGUUAAAUAUUUAUGGAAAAGAAUCAAAAUAAACCUAGAAAAAAAUGCAACCAAGGUUUUCAGACUUUAAAACAUACCACAGUACCAUCUUAAGGGUUUGUUAUGUAACUCGUUUUCCUUACCUGUUUGUAUUCAAAUGGAGGAGUUCAGAAAUGUGUUUUGAAUUUCCCAGUUGGUGUGAUUUAGUAUGAUGGGGGUGAUUUUGCAAGCUAUCCUGUAGGGAGCUGAAAUGUAAGACAGUGACUAUAAUGAAACUAUUGCAGUCAAAAUAAAGUUAUAGCACCUCUUAAGUAUAUAUUGGCUUUUACAAGUAAUUUUGACAUUUCGGAAAACACUGUAUAGUCUAAGCAAUUUGGGGGUGAAGCUCUCAAAAUAAGCAUGUUGCUUGGCACCUGUUUCCUGCAGAUCCUAGGAUUUAAAUAUGGGUCCCUGAUCUCAACUGCAUGCAAAAGGACUGAAACCUAUGUUAGGAUGGAAAAAUGUUCUAAUGGAAAAUUACCAACCGUUUCCAGCACUUUUUCUUGUUAAGAACAAGCCCAUUCUUAAAAAAAACCAAAAACAAAACCCCCAAAACCCCAGAGAGACUCACUGCCUAAAAGCACUCUUAAGUCUUCACUUAUAAUGUAGGAUGAAUUGUUGUUGGGGCUGUUUCUAUUGUCUAAUGUGUGUUUCUAAAGUAAUCAAUAGAUUUCUGUGUGUUGUUGCACAUUUUAUUUGAGCCCUAGGAUGAGUACUUAGCCAUGGAUGGUCCUGUCGUCUCAUCCAAAUCUGGAGUUAAUACUAUUGAAGCUAGCUCAUAGCUGUCAAGUUUUAUGCUGUUUCAUGUGACACUUUCUUCAAUUUAUUUAAUGAUAAAAUUUGCAUGUUUACAGCUGAUUUCCACAGAACGGUAUACUUCAGUUCUAAAUAAAGUAUGUAGAUUCAAUGUGCAUGCAUCUCUUAAAUGAAUGAAGUCCUCUUUACAGCAACAUACAACUAGAAUGGAUCAGCUGGGUUGCUGAGUCUAGUUCUCAGCUACUGAAGACAAACACUUACUUCAUAUAAACUGAUGAAGCUUCACUUUGAAACAGUCAAAGUUUUAGUCUCUGCUACUUCUACAAAAAGGUUUUUCCAAAACCUCACUGGUCUGAUAGUGAGAAACCUUCUAAUGAUUUCCAGUAUACAUUUAUUUAUGGCUGGUUCAUGCUCAUUUAUUCUUGUGCCAAUAUUGCUAUCUAUGUUGCUUAAGUUGUCUUUUUUUCCCCUUCUUAUUAUUAACUGCCAGGUGUACUAAUAGAGAGCAAUCAUAGUUCCUUUCAGUCUUUGUUGCUAAGCUAAACAAGUUGAGGUUUUUUUUAGUGUCUUCUCAUAAGAUUGGCUCUCUCUUCACCAGGUCAUCCUCAGUAGGCCUUCUCUGCACCAGUUUCAAUUUGAAUUCCUUCUUUGAAUAUGGGUGACCAGAAUGUACUUUUAAGAGUAGCGUUAAUAUUUUCCUGUUAUACACCCUAGGAUUGCCUUUUCCAUGACUCAUCAUAUUGGUUGUUCCUAGUCAUUGUUUGGUCAGUACAGCCAGGUCUUUCUUCUCCUCCUCAGUAUUUUAAACUGAUGAGAUACCAGUUUAUAGCAUAACUUUUCGUUGUUAAUCCAUAUGUGUACAACCUUGAAUUUGUACUAUUGAAAAUCAUCUUGCUUUUAUUAGUCCAGUCCUCAAGAUCUAUCAAGGCUAUUUUUCCUAAACAGCAUUUAAAUACCUGUGCCCCAGUCCUGAUUGCUAUUCUCCCAUGGUUCUGUUAUAGCUGUGAUGCCCAGCUAUGUGUCCAGGUCUCUCUCUUUUGCUGCCUAGGAUUCUGGCAGGUAUAUGGAAACAUAUCAUUGGACCUCCAGCAUGGGAAAUGAGAACCAGAGCCCUAUGCCAGUGCUUCCCAAACUUUUCCUCAUCAUGACCCCAUUCAUGACUCCAUUUCCUCUGCAUGGCCCCUCACUCCAAGCUGGCAGCCCCCCACUCCCACCAGGUGCCCCUUAUUCCAAAUUCUCAGCCCCCCACUCUCUCCAGGGCCAGGGCUUGCAGUCCCCUGCCUCCCCACCCCAGCAGUGCCUGAGCUCUGGCUGCCACCCACAGGAAGCAGCAGCUGCUGAGGCCAGAGCACAGAGCCUGGCUCCCUGCACCUGCCCCUUCCCAGGGACAGGAUGCAGGCUGUCCGCUGUGGGCUUGGGGCAAACUGCCCCGCUGCCCUUCCCCUGGGGCUCUACAACCCAGCAGGUGGGACCUCUCACAGGAGAGAGCACUGCACUGCAACCUCAUCUGCUGAUAUUGCGACCCCAUUUGGGGUCACGACCCACAGUUUGGGAACUGCUGCCAUAUGCCAUGAGCUUAGCUUUCCUUUAAAAGGUACAGAAGCAGAAAAAAUUCCCAGGACAUAAUGUUCUGUCUGCAUGCCUCAAGCAUUGAUCUGAUUUGAUGAGAUGUCCACUAGACACAAUAGGGUAGUUCAGACCCCAAAGCCCUUGAAGUUUUCAGCUUCUCAAAAUCUGACAUUUAGACAUACAGUACCUGGCAGGAGGGGGUUAUGUGUGCCUGUGCCAAACUACAACAAUCUCCACAAGACUUCUGAAGUUUCCAUGUGGUAAAUGAAAGAAUAUUUGCACUUUACCCAGCAUCAGUUUUGUAGGUACAGCUUUAAACUACAGAAAAAAAAAUCUUGUGCUACCUGGAUUUGAAGAACAUAUUAUAAAAUACCUUGAUUCUAUUUGGUCAGGCUCUCUGAUUAGAUAAGGCUGAAUAUUACUAGAGUUAGAACCCUACUUAUAUCAAUACCACUAUACAGUUCUUUCUCAUCAGGACAUUUGAUAGGUUUUUGUAUACUAUUUUCCAUGUAACUCAUUUUAAACAAAUGUAUUGGUGGCAAAAGGAGUCAGUCAGGUUGAUAGCCCUGGAAACUGGUAUAAUUUCUUUUUCCAGAGAUAAGACUCAGCAAAACUUAUCACUAUACUGCCUUCACAGUUCAUUUCAACAGCAAAUCUGGAGAAAGAACACAUCUUGGGUUGAGAGGGAAUUACAGUCUCUAUGGUCAUUCACUCCUUGGCUUCUCCACAACAUUUCUUUUAGUAUUUGGAACAGCAGUAAAAUGACCUUGGGCUCUAACUGAAAUUAAGGAAAAAGGUUUGCUAUCCUUUUUCCAAUGUAAUAAGUCAUCCAGUUCUCUUGGGUGACGUUAAAGAAUCUGUGUCUAUUUAAUUUUGACCAUCUUUAUUUCCUCUUAUUUGGUAACUUCUCUGAUUACCAAGCAUUUGAGAAAAUGUAUAUCUAAAUGUUAUAGUUUCCUUCUACUUUCUAUGUUGGUCUGGUUGGCCAUUUUUGCAUUGUUAACUACAGUGUUUCUUUUUCUGGUUUCAGCAUCUGUUCUUCCACUACCUCAGGUGUCAAUAAAUGAUCAGUAUUAUAACAGUUUAAUUUCUGACUCUCUGUAUCUCUAUAGGGGAUUUUUUUGUGUGUGUGUGUUUUUUUAAAGGUUUCUGUCCUUUAAAAAAGAAAGCAAAAUCUUCUUCCUAUAGGAAAAAUUGUACAAUAGCUCUGUAACUUAAAUUUCUGUAGCUUCAAAUCUGGACUUAUACAGUGCAGCAGCCACACAGGGCCUGCCAUUCCUAUUGUUGUCAAACUUUCUGAUGAGAGAUUGAAGCUCAGUAGUAGAAAGACUGGAAGCCUUUGGAGAAACAAUGUACUUGCUUAUGGAUGAAUCAUUUUUUAAAGAGAUUACAUGCUUCUGUUGCCUGCAGUAGCAGGGAACUGAACCCAGUGACUGGGUGGUCCCUUUCGGUCAUGCUUUGUCCCUGUCUCUUGCUAGGGACAGCACUUCAUCUGAAGGUCUCUUUUCCCUCACCAUAGCCUUUAGAUCUUCUCUUGCACUCAGCUUCCAACCCUUCUGCCUGUCAAUCAGUUCCUCUCCGGCUCCCUUAUGUCAGCACUCCUCCCUCCCCUCCCCUGCCGCCAGAUGGAACCCUCAACAAGUAGAGUCUUAGCCCCACUAUCCAAACUGUCUUGAUUUUCCAUCCCAGGGCCUCUUUGUGUUCAGCCUGGUUUUCUCACUUGUCUCCCACUUGCUUUAAGAAAACCCUGAGUUCCAGGUCUCCUCUCCCAGAUCUCUGGACUGUCCUAUGUCCCAGCAGGCCUGUUACAUAGCCCUUACUCAUUCCUUCCAUCUUGAGCCAAGUCAGAUAUAGAUACAAGUUCUGAUCCAUGACAGUUUCUGACAGCAGCAGGCUUCUAGCUGUUCCAUUGUGCUUUGGUUCAAAAGGCAUAUCUGGUUUUUAGUUUGGGGUUAGCUUUGGGGACUGGAACUUCCUUUUCCAGAUCAUCAGCCCUAAUUGUUCCCUGUUUUAAAAGAGCACCUGGAACAUGUGUUUUCUGAAAAAAAAUCCCAUUUUUAAUACAGUUGGUAACAGUUAGGUUGCAGUAUUGGGCAAUGACCUGUUGUUAUGCUGAGAGUUACUUCUUUUCUAUUAAACUUUAAAUUGCUAUGUAGCACCCUGAGCACUUUGCCUGGGUGGGGAUGUUGUAUUACCAUAUUCUUGAGUCAUGUCAUACUUUAAAGCAGUGCUUCCUAACUUUUGCUAGCAAGAAGACAUCAGGAGUGAGGAAGUAAUAUGCUGUGAACAACAUCAUGCUUUGACAUCCCUGUUAAGUGCAGUUUUAAAGUUUGUAAUUUCUCAUGGAUAUGAGAGACAUCAGAGAGUCUGCUAGGAAAUGUUGCCUGUGAGGCUUGGGUUGGAGACCAUAGUCUUAGACUGCUUUCCUCCUGUACAAGUUCACUUUCUUGUGAGAUUUAUAUAAAGGAUAUGAAACCUGAGAGAGCCUGCCCGCAUGCAAUCUGGUCAAAGAUAUGUAACUGUAUUGACAAUGCAUACUGACGGAACAGAGUUAAUUAGAAAAGCCAUUUAAUCUUGUUUAUAGUCAUUCAAGGCUUUGCACUGGGGUGCUGUAUGUGUCCAGCUGCAAAUAUUUUAUUUUAAAGUGUUCCUCAGCAUCUCCUUUCAGAUGAUUCUUGAUCCACUUGAUUCUUGGGCCUGAUGUUGGCUUCUGAAUUUCCCUAAAAGGGACUUAAGUGCCAUAUCUGCCACAUAGAUUGCCAAGGAGAAACCACAGGACAAGAAAGGGAUACUGAACUGAUUUAUUAACAAACUAAAUAAAAGCCUAAGUGUAGGAAGAGUAUCUUAACAAAAGAACAAACUGCAGUCAGAACUUCUGUCAAAGCAGGAGCAGUAUAGAGUCGAGCCACGUAUGAUUUGUUGGGCUGUGAAAUUCAUAGGUGUCAACAGGAAUCCAGCUCUUUUUAGUAUGAGGUUGGAACAGAAAAUCCUUUAGACACCCUAGACAGUCCUUUUCUAUGUGUAUUUUGGACAGUUUUACCAACAGCCAUAAGCUCUCUUCUGCAAGCUCUGCUUUGUCCAUGUUUAACUUCCUCUUAAAGACUUUUCAUGUGGUGCUUGUUACAGUGUAUCAAGUCAACUAACCUUCCCUGCUGCUAUCCUUCUAAUCUCUGUCUAGUGUUUGUUAGGCCUGCGCAAGUUGGCAGUGAUCCGAUCCGGCUUCGGAUCUGGCUGCUUCAGAUGGCCGCGAUCCAAUCCGGAGCUCCGAACUGGGUUUCCGCCUCGAUCUGGCUGAAGUGGCUCUGAAGCUUUGGAGCCGCCUCGGAGAUCCGGCCAUAGGGUAUAAUGGGGAAUCAAUUAAAUAUCUAUAACUUUGUUGUUUUUUGUCUGAUUUGGAUGAAACUUGCAGGGAUGGUAGCCUCUGCUGAGAGUGUGAAACCUGCUAAGUUUCAAGAAGAUCAGUGCAGGGGUUUGGGGGAAACUACCCCAAAUUCUUGAAAGCCAAACUCGUGUCACGGCUGUGUGUUACAACACAGGGAGGGUCAAAACUGCAGGGGUGAUGGCUCCUACUGAGGCCACAAAGACUGCCAUGUUUCAAGGAGACAGGUACAGGGGUUUGGGGGGAACUGCACCUCAAGCUGCAGACAGGAAAAACUCAUGCCAUGGGUGACACUGUGUGUGUUAAGGCGCAGUGGGGUGACAGCUAUAGCGAUGGUGGCCCCUGCUGAGGCCACAAUGCCUGCCAGCUGGAGGAGAUCAGUGCAGGGGGGUUCUGGGGCCCUGCACCCCUAGCUGCUGACAGACAAAAUUCGUGCCAAAACUGUCCGUCUUGGGGCAGUUGAUUGUCUGUAUUGAUUUUUUUCCUCUCCUUAGCUUGGUUUUGUAGGUGCUAAUCGAUGCUUGUUAAGUCGUUAUGUAGUAACUAGGUCUUUUGUAUUGAGCUGGUCCCUGAGUGAAUCAUGAUUGAUUGGUAACUGGUAACACAGUAGCUUAGCAGCCAGGCCUGCAGUAGUGUCCCCCAAGCCAGAGACAAGCAAGCACCCAUGGCACGAUUUUUGCUUGUCCUCAGCUUGAAGGGCAGUUCCCCCCAAACCCCUGCACUGAUCUUCUUGAAACCCGGCAGGCUUUGUGGCCUCAGCAAGAGCUACCAUCCCUGCGGUUUUGACACCCCGCCCCCCAUGUUGUAACACAGAGAUGUGAGUUUUGUUUUCAAGAAUUUGGGGUACAGUUGCCCUCAAAACCCCUGCAUCGAUCCUCUUGAAACUUGGCAGGCUUCAUCCUCUCUACAGAGUCUGCCACCCCUGAAAAUUUCAUGCAAAUUGGACAAACCCCCAAAGUUAUAGAUAUUUUAUUGUUUCCCCACUAUACCCUAUGGCCAGAUCUCCAAGGCGGCUCCGAAGCCUAACGAGGCCAGCGCUUCAAUCCAGAUGUGCUGCUUUGGACCCUGAAGCGUCCAAAGCUUCUCUGGAUCCGAAACUCUGUCCAAAGCCUCGCCCUAGUGUUUGUCUUUCUGUGUCUUUAGAUUACACAUUCUUAGUGUCAGCACUCCUAGGACAUUUGGGAAGUGCCUAGCAUACUGGUUCUUAAUAACCCUCACAAUGGUUUGUCUGUGCUGGGAGCCCCUGUGUAGAUACCUUGCCAACUGCUGACAUGGUUUCAAGGUCUGUGUUGAUGAGAUUAUCUCUGAGCAAGUUUAUAAAAAACACAAUGCUUAAAACAGUGUUUGACCUGUCUGCUUGAGGUCUCCAAACAUGGCUCAGACUGGGAGAGCUGAAGUUCUUUUAGCAACAAUGGGAUGAAAGGAGCCAGAUAUCUGGGUAACAUACAGCUAUUUUGCGUGGUUGGGUUUCUGUCCAUUUCUCUGUGAAUGAUGUCCAUCAUCUGUGGCCUUGCCCAUCUGCUGCUCUUUUUUUCUUUUCCUCCCAUACAAUUUUUAUUCUCAUCUCUUUCCCAUAGCUGUGCAGCAGACAAUGAAGUCCUUUUCACAUAUUUUGCUGUGUGCAUUAAUUUGUUGUUCAUUAAAAGCUGUUUCUUAUGAUCUCUUGGAGGGGAGUUUCUUCCAUUGUGUACUUUUCUCCCUUUAAUUGAACGUUCACCACUUUGUAAGUCAGUUCUGGGUACCCAUAAUUUUUUUUGGUAUUUUUCUCCCUAGUGCCCAUAAUAGUCACUGGGGAGGGAGGAGCAGGGUUUUGUCUCCCAUAUUCAUGAAGACUAACCAGGGGACUAGAUGCUUUUUUGUCUGCCCUUCAAUUAGCUAUGAUUGGAUGAGUAGGGAAAUGAGGAAGUGUAAGUGCUUUAUCAGCACUGCAGCUUGUUCUAUUUAUAUGGAAGUUUGUUUAUAAUUUGACUUUCCUCUGAAGAUUAAUUUCCUGCUAAAUGAUCUUGGCAAAAGCUAGUUUCUGCAUUAUAUAGUGCUGGCUCAUUGACAUAAGCACUUUAGUAAUGAACAUAGGUUACUUCUAUCCAAGUAAGUGGUUUUCCGCAUGGUGUAUGCUUCCUGUUGCAGCUUCCAUAACUCCAUCAAGGGCCUCUAUACUUGCAACCAAGAAGAUUCUCUUGUUUUGUCAGGCUGUUGCAGAAAGUCCUUUUGUGUUAUAUAAAUGGCUGGCCAGAGAGUUUGGGGCUUCCAAGUGAGAGUGCCAGGAAUCAACUUGAGGAGGCUGGCAACAGGAAAGUGGCUUUGGUACAGGAACUGGGCUCAUGAGCUCUGCAGGACAGAUCCCUUUUCUCACUCUGCGGUUCCUAGGUUGCCCUAGAAAUGGGUUCUCCCAUUUUACUUUUGGAGUGGAGACAGGACAGAACAGGCUGGCACUUCUCCUUAUGAGUUCUGUAAAUGAGCAUGGGGGUCCCAAACAUUGUUCCUAGACUGUCAGAAGAGACAGUGUGUUCUGAGAGUGUUAGGAGCUCCACUGGCAGGCACCUCUUUCUGGGAACUUUCCCUUCCUUGAUUUUUCAUGAUAAGAGCUGCAGCCUUCUCUUAAGACCUCAUCUAGCAAAGUACGAUACAUGGGAAAUAUUCUACUGCCUAGCCCCAGCUGCUAACAUACAUUCCAGGAAAGAGAGGAUUCUGAGAACUGGUUUAUUGCUGGGACGGAGCCAAGCAGGUUCCCUGUGGCAGGGGAAAUUAGCUUUUGGAGGGAGGAGAGGGUUGGGACAGCAGAUUUGGGGGCUUAGCUCCAUUCUGUGCUGUGCUGGGCCCUACUGUAUAAUUGAUGCAUAAUUUCUUAAUGGGGGACACAGUAUAAAAGACUGCUUAUUCUUUGCCAUUCCCACUAUUUUUUAUCUUGAAUACUAAACAGAUCAAUGCCAUUGUUACAGAAAGAACUCUUACUGCCCAAGAAAUCUUUUGUUUUCUUCCCUUCUCAGAGAGUUUUGAAUGCUGGGUUGUAUGUAUUCUUCAUAAUUGCCAUAUGUGAACAAGUGAUACCACCACUUCAGACAGUCAAUGUUUUUUGUAAGAAUUGCACAUGUUUCCUAUACUGCCAAGAAUGUAUAUAUACAGAGACUUAAGACUGUAACUUUUGAGCAAGUCACUUUCUUUAACUGUCUGAAAUUUCUUUCCUGUUUCUGAAGUUCUCUGUUAAUUAGACACUUGUAUUCUACUGUGUACUGUUUUGUAUUAGCUGUAUCCUUGUAUUUCUCCCCUCUCUCAUUAAAAUCUUUUCUUCCUUGUC
Molecule: messenger RNA, 19071 nt
Organism: Alligator mississippiensis (American alligator)
Lineage: Eukaryota; Metazoa; Chordata; Crocodylia; Alligatoridae
Gene: VEZT
Product: vezatin, adherens junctions transmembrane protein
Exons: 12
Coding region: 100-2514 (804 amino acids)
Biological process (GO): cell-cell adhesion
Cellular component (GO): plasma membrane
Molecular function (GO): myosin binding
Source: RefSeq, a predicted model, not a curated record